This is a messenger RNA of Funneliformis geosporum, 519 nucleotides long. The record is from the annotation of a GenBank genome assembly. Lineage: Eukaryota; Fungi; Glomeromycota; Glomeromycetes; Glomerales; Glomeraceae.
AUGAAUGCAAACGAAGAAAGAGAAGUUGUUGCCAAAGCCGUACUCAGAAGCGAAUGUGACAAUCAUUUUUACGAGUACCUGAUACAGAGAAGGGAACAAACUUCUUUCGUGAAAGAAAUUCAAAUAGAAAAUAGCUGUUAUUGUACUACACUACUUAACCUUAAGAACGAUCAUGAACUUGGAGUCAACGCAAAAAGUGCUUUGGACGCGUUUGAGCUUACUCAAUAUUCAAAUAAAAUCGAAAGUACAAAUUUACCAACUAAUUUUCAUCAUCAGCGAGAAGUGCAACAAGAAUUACCAGAAUCUGACGCAGAGUUUAAUACAAUGCGAACUGAAAUUCAGGACUAUCAUGAAGACAAUAGCAUCGAUAUUGUAACCAAUGUUACGGAUGAUUAUUUACAAGAAGCAGUGGAGUCCAUGGUUGGUAAAGUGAGAAGUGGCAUAUUGAAAGUGGAUAAUGUAAAUUUGGAAGAAAUUUUCGAAAAGUACCGCGAUGAGAGUGAAAGCAGAUUUGAGUGA